UUUUUCUCUUUAGAUGAUUUUAAACCAGCAUCGAUCGAUACGUCAUGUGAAGGGGAGCUCCAAGUUGGUAAAGGAGAUGAAGUAACAAUCACCUUGCCGCAUAUUCCAGGUUCAACUCCACCGAUGACUGUGUUUAAAGGAAACAAAAGGCCAUACCAGAAGGACUGUGUGCUUAUUAUCAAUCAUGACACUGGGGAGUAUGUACUGGAAAAACUCAGCAGCAGCAUUCAAGUGAAGAAAACGAGAGCGGAGGGCAGCAGUAAGAUCCAGGCCCGAAUAGAACAGCAGUCUGCCCGAGCCUCUCAGCCUCCACCACAGUUCAGAGCCCCAACCAAGCCAGCAGCUGGACCUAAAACUUCUCCUUUGAAGGAUAACCCUUCACCUGAGCCUCAGCUGGAUGACAUUAAGAGAGAGCUGCGAGCGGAGGUGGAGAUUAUCGAGCAGAUGAGCAGCAGCAGCGGCAGCAGCUCGUCGGGCUCAGAGAGCUCCUCGGGGAGCGAGGAUGAGAGCUCCAGCAGCGAGGGCGAGGAGCCGGCGCGCGCGGCCCCGGCGCAGCCGCAGUGCAACAGCAGGAGCGCCGUGGCCAACGGCACCGGCCGGCCCCAGGGAAGCAACCAGCUCAUGAACACCCUCCGAAAUGACUUGCAGUUGAGUGAGUCUGGAAGUGACAGUGAUGACUAGAGGCUGAGCUUUUGCUGGUUCUGUUGCAUAGACACGAAGAACUAUUUUACUUUGCAGUGAUCCUGUUGCUUAUGAAGACGAGCUGACACAGGGAUAGUUUCAUGAGUGGAAUUUUAAUGGAAGAAAUGCAUCAUCCUCCAAAAUAUCAAAUGCUGAAGGCAGUUUUACUUGGUGUAUUAAGUGUAUAUUUGUGAAUAUUCUUAUUCUUUAAAGUUUUAAAUAGAUAUGUACAGUGAGUAAGCCAAUAUAUGUUCCUGUCCCUUAUCUGUAAGUUUAAUGUGUAGCCUUUGCAGUCAUCUCAACAAUUCUUCUUUGUAGAAGAUAUUUGGAAACAUCG
Molecule: messenger RNA, 1018 nt
Organism: Tinamus guttatus (white-throated tinamou)
Lineage: Eukaryota; Metazoa; Chordata; Aves; Tinamiformes; Tinamidae
Source: RefSeq, a predicted model, not a curated record